This is a messenger RNA of Hippocampus zosterae (dwarf seahorse), 5078 nucleotides long. RefSeq names its product carbonic anhydrase XVb (gene ca15b). Gene Ontology annotation, cellular component: plasma membrane. Gene Ontology annotation, molecular function: zinc ion binding; carbonate dehydratase activity. Bases 69 to 2831 code for a protein of 920 amino acids. Lineage: Eukaryota; Metazoa; Chordata; Actinopteri; Syngnathiformes; Syngnathidae. The transcript has 27 exons. The record is from RefSeq and is a predicted model, not a curated record.
CACACAUUUUCCAUUAUAUAGAUCAGCGUAGACGAUAUCUCCUUGUUUCUCGAGGCCCGAUUGCCAAGAUGCGUCGCUCCCUGAUUGCGCUGUGCCUGAAUGUGCUCAUCUAUCACGCCGCUACAAGCGCAGAUAGCUGGUGCUACACGGGCUGCGAGCACACGCCCGAGCACUGGCAAGAUCUGGACGGCUCUUUCUGCGGGGGUCAAAGGCAGUCCCCCGUCAACAUCCUGAGCGCCCACGUCGAGAGGGACGCGGCGCUCGGCAGCUUCUCUUUCGUGAACUUCUCGUCUCGGAAUGCCUUCGAGUCGGCCGUCAAUACCGGACAUACGGCCAAAUUCUUACUGAAGGACAAUGAGGUGGAGCUGAGCGGGGGUGGACUCAACGGCACCUAUUCCACCAUCCAACUCCAUUUCCACUGGGGCGACACCGAGCACCAUCCCGGCUCGGAGCACGCCGUCGACGGCCACAGACACUCAAUGGAGAUGCACAUUGUGAGUCUGAAGAAAGGUCUGUCGGUGGCGCAAGCCCUGCAAGAUUCAGCCGGCAUCGCCGUUCUCGGCUUCUUCAUCAAGGCGACCGAAGAUGGAAACAUGUCAAAUCCUUGGAGUGCCUUGACCUCUUACCUUCUGAAAAACGCAGGCACCGAAGUCAACGUGACGCACGCCAUCUCCAUCGACGACCUCGUCGGGGAUGUGAAUCUGACCAAAUACUACCGCUACAUGGGCUCGCUGACCACGCCCUCCUGCCAUCAAGCGGUAGCCUGGACGCUAUUUCAGGAGCCUAUCGGCGUCAAUAAAAAUCUGCUCCAACAGUUUGCGCUCAAGACGGGCCUCACCAAUGUCUACCGCCCGCUGCAAGACCUCCACGGACGCCAAGUGUUUUCUUCCGCCGCUCUUCCUCUACCGCCCAGUCAUGUUUGGUGCUACGACGACAACUGCGAGUUCAGUCCUGCCAAGUGGCACCUUCUGCCCAACUCGCACUGCGACGGCGAGCGCCAGUCGCCGGUCAACAUCGAAGCAAAGAAAGCCGUGAAGGACGAGCGCCUCGACGGCUUCGCCUUCACCAAGUUUGACGACAAACAUGUCGUCCAGUACAUGACAAAUACAGGCCAUACAGUCAAGUUGGUACUGAAGGAGGGGGCGAUGGAGGUGUCCGGCGGAGGCCUGGGUCACGUCUACUCCACUCUCCAGUUGCACUUCCACUGGGGUUCCUCAACCCCCAACUCGGAAGGCUCCGAGCACACGCUGGAUUCCAGAAGAUUCCCCAUGGAGGUGCACAUAGUGAACAAGAGGAAAGAUUUAACUCUGGAGGAGGCGGUAAACGCCACAACUGGCCUGGCGGUGUUGGGAUUCUUUAUUGAGGCUGCAACAAUUCCCAAAAGUCAGGAUGCUGCUGAGCAACAUGAAGAUUCCCAUGACUCGCCUGAUGACUCGCCUGAUGAGUCAGUGACCGGCUCCUGGAAAGCUCUGAGCAGCUACCUGGCAGAGAUACAAAGCAUCGGCUCGCGGGUGGAGGUGACGGAGGAGCUGUCUCUCGCCGGGCUGCUCGGCGACGUGGACCUGGCCUCUUACUACCGCUACAACGGCUCCUUAACCACCCCCUCCUGCGACGAAGCCGUCAUCUGGAGCGUCUUUAAAGAUUCGGUUAAGGUGGAUCGCAGCCUGCUGACCAUGUUCCCGAACCGCAGCGGCUUCGGCGACGUCUUCCGGCCCCCGCAGAGUCUUCACGGCAGGGAAAUUUACACCACGGCGACGGGCGGCGCCCUCGCACCCGCAGUCUUCUUUCUGACGCUGGUCCAACUCUCUGGCUUUCUCCUAGGCAAGAACCAUUCCCGCCCGUGUCCGCACCAUCACUCGGUGGGCAGUCAGAUGAGGUGGCUCGUCGUCGUCUUUGCUGCUUGCAGCUUUGUGGCGGAUGUCUACUGUGCCGACGAGACAAUCGAUUGGUGUUACCACCUCCCAUCGUGCCAUUACCCCCAAUGGCCAACUAUUUCCGCGGAAUUUUGCGACGGGAGCAGACAAUCGCCCAUUAAUAUUGUGACCUCGGAGGUCACGGUCAAUGAAAGCCUGAAUGAUUUCACCUUCACAAACUUCAGCAAUACCAACAUGCUGGACAAUAUCGUCAACACUGGCAAAACCGUGAAAGUGAACUUCAAUUCCGGGGUGAAGGUUUCCGGGGGAGGUCUCACCGAGACCUACGACAGCCUGCAGUUCCACUUGCACUGGGGCAACCGCAGCAACGUCCCCGGCUCCGAGCACACCGUGAAUGGAGUCCGCCACCCCAUGGAGUUGCACAUUGUCAACAUCAAGUCCAGCUUCGACGGGAACACGACCCUGGCCGUCAAUGACCCCAUGGGAGUCGCCGCCCUCGGCUUCUUCAUCGAGGUACUGCCAAACACGGUGGGCCAGCCUGCCAGCUGGAAGACGCUCACCAACUACCUGCAGAACAUCACCUUGGGUGGUGACACUGUCAAUAUGACGCCAGGACUCUCCCUGGAUGAUUUGCUGGAUGGAGUGGAUCGCAGCCAAUAUUAUCGCUAUCUGGGCUCGCUCACCACGCCCAAGUGCUACGAAGCCGUGGUCUGGACCGUGUUCAAGGACUCCAUUAAAGUCAGCGAAGACCUGAUCGACAUGUUCAGCACAAUGCUGCAUAUCGGAAACCAAACUUCGGAAAUCAUGGUCAACGUCUUCAGGGGCGUCCAGACCGCACAGCCCGUCACUCGUUCGUCCGCCGGAUCCAGCGGCGCCACCGGAUCCAGCGGCGCCACCGGCUCUUGCGUCUCCCUGGGCCUGCUGGCCGUCAGCCUGUUCCUGAGGAGCAGUUACUAACCCGGUUGUGAAACCAGUUUGCCAAAGUGGCCUGCCUUUGCCGGCGCAUAAUCAUCCGCGCCUAACCCUAACCUGUUUUGGUUUGUUUUUUCCGCCCCCACCCCAAUAUGUGCCAGUAACCGAAUCGACGGUAAUGAAUGAAUGCAACAUUCUGUCUUGUUAAUUCUGCAUUUUUUGAUGCGGGGUGUGUGUGUGUACACGCGCACACACACACAAUGUAUAAUUUAAGCUUUUUAACGGCAGCUGCCACCGAGACCUAAGCUACUAUUUAUGAUCUUAGGUCAAUGUGAAUGCGUUUCCUGAUGCAGGAAGACUGGAAAUCAUGAAGGUUCAUACAAACUUGAUGAAGGAGCUAAGCUGUUCGCUCGGAAGUUUUUCUGUCAGGUUGAUCGUAUGUCAACCGUCCAUUAAAAAAUGCCGUGCUCAUAUUUUGUGAGGGAAAAAAAAAGGACGACUGGUGUCUUUUUGGGUUGAUCGCAUAGAAAAAUGUGUUUUAUUUGUUGUGGAUUGGUUUGUGAAAUGAAGGCUUGAACUGCAGCGAGCUCCUCCCAUCCCGCAACGUCAUUUAAGGGUGGGAGGAGCCGGCCCACAUUGUUUCGGUUAUCUAAUUCCUGUUUCGUAAAGUCGUUAAUGUGCUCGUUCGGGUUUACCAGAUUAAUCGGGCGGUGCUCCUCCCCACCCUGCAAUUAAGAAAGUGUCCAAUCUCACGCACUGAUGUCACGCGAUAAAUUCUUUGGUUGGUUGUAACCGAAGAUCUUACUCCAUAAGGCGCAAUUUAAAACCUGUUCCAUACCCUUUAAAGACAACAUUUGCAUGCCGAGAUGACCUCCAAAAACAAUCGCUGAACAUGAAAACAUGGCUCAGUUUUGAUGUUGAAGGCAAUGUUGAAGGGGUUUUUUGUUUGUUUUCAAGCUGUUUAUGCAAACUGUACAGGUGUUAAUACUUUUAUGGUAGAUCAUUAGGACAAAUAUAAAGUCAAUGUCUAAAAUAGUCGAACAACAGUCCAACAGAAAUAUGGAGCACACACACACAACUCAACUUGCUAUUUUAGCCACUAAUUCCCUAACGGCCAGUAAAAGAGACACCAGGAGGUAGUUGCUGGCGAGAGAUGAAGACGCGUCUGUGAGGUCGCAGCGGCAUCGGCGUGGGUCGUCGGGAGCGGCCGGAGCCGAGGUGGACGGCGGAACGGGACAACGGAGCCAGUCCACGCCGAUGGAUUUGGGCUCCACCGCGUCUUGGUUCAUGCCUCCGCUCUUGAGCACCCAAUAGUGGUUGUCCUUAAAGAAAUGGGCGUCGCCUAAAGAGGAAGAAGAAGAAGACCCGUCUGUGAUUGCCCUUGCAAAACUGCAUGCGUGGAGGUGAAAGGGCUUCCAGGAAACGAGGCCCCAUAACGACGCCAAAAUCCAGCGGCUUGGAGUCAUCCGGGACCAUUUUGAGCUGAGAGCGUCCCCUGCCGGCCGACUGAAAAUGACAUCACGGUGCCUCGGGGCUCAUCGUCACGUGACGGAACCCGGCAAAGAUUUGAGCCGCCACCGCGUUGUCGUUUUCAGUCGACAGCAGGGGGCGCUAUGAUGUCAAAAUGUGUGGAUUUUGCCGCUUGACUCGCGUUCCACAGACGCGAGAUUAAUCCGAUGGUGCCGCAUGGCGAGUUGAACGGUACCUUCGCCCCAGCUGAUGAUGUCAUCCAUGCGGGAGGGAACUCCGGUCCAAAGGCCGUUGUCACGCGGGUAGCCCGGCUCCGGCCGCGGGGUCCCGGGCUGGCCUUUUCGACUCUCGUCGAACCUCCAGAACUCGCCCUGGCUGAACAGGUAGGUCUUGCCGUUAUGGGCCCAGAUGAAGGCGGCGUCCACUCGGUCCACGAGCGCGCCGCUCUUCCUCUUCAUGCCCCAUUCAGAGAGCGGGCGAGGAUAGCCGCUCAUGGCCACCGUGUCCUUGAAGACCCAGUACUGAGAUCCUGUCGGAGGGUAGACGACCAGUCAAGGAUGUGCCUCGAGCCGUCGGCGCCUGCCGCCCACUCACAAAGGCGGGAAGAAGUACAAGUGGAAUUUUUGGCCCCGGCCCUCAUCUUCGAUUCCGGCCGGCUUUCUCACCGACAAAGAAGAUGAUGCUGUUGUCGUUCUUGCGCUCAUACACGGCGUCGAUCUUAUUCGUCCCCGCGGGAAACCCCAUCCAAAAGUUUUGGAUCUGAGCCGGAUUAAGCGACACCAGGGAGCCAUCUCGCGUGGUCCUCCAGAAAUGAGCACCUUU